CAAAACUUUCCUGAAGGAUUAGCGGUGGCCUUGCCUCUUCAAGCCGCCGGGAUUAGCACGCUGAAGAGCUUCUGGUAUGGCCAGCUCUCGGGGAUGGUGGAGCCUAUUGCCGGUGUCCUCGGCGCAGCCGGAGUGACGCUCGCUGCACCUGCGCUACCUUAUGCACUUGCUUUCGCGGCCGGUGCGAUGAUCUACGUUGUGAUCGACGACAUUAUCCCGGAAGCGCAUCAAAGCGGAAACGGCAAACUCGCCAGCUGGGCCGCCAUCGUCGGUUUCUUGGUGAUGAUGUCCUUAGACGUUGGCCUAGGUUAAGGACAUCGUCUCCAAAGUAGUCACGGCGCGUCCACAUUCUUGUAAAUGUGCAUUCAAAUCAUGUGGUAAUGGUAACAAGUGUUCACAAUUUAUAACGACGUCUUCUUAAUUCGCAGCAUUCACCGAAUAGUAGUGCGUUUUCUCGCAAAAAGGUCAAAAAUUGAGUGAUGCUAGCGAAUAUUUUCCAGUGUUUUUGUCCGCCGUUGCGUACGACACUUUUUAUCCUUAAAGACUCAGGAGAAUCGAAAUAAGAAAUGUUUCCAAUUAGGUUCGAGAUGUUCUAUCGUGAUUCCUGAUAGUCAU
Molecule: messenger RNA, 615 nt
Organism: Atta colombica
Lineage: Eukaryota; Metazoa; Arthropoda; Insecta; Hymenoptera; Formicidae
Product: zinc transporter ZIP11-like
Exons: 2
Coding region: 94-312 (72 amino acids)
Source: RefSeq, a predicted model, not a curated record